Messenger RNA from Racocetra fulgida, 561 nucleotides. The record is from the annotation of a GenBank genome assembly. Lineage: Eukaryota; Fungi; Glomeromycota; Glomeromycetes; Diversisporales; Gigasporaceae.
CAUCCUGGUGGUCGUCCUGAUAAUCCAGUUUGGGGGUAUUUUACUAAAGGUGCAAGAACAGGAAAAGGAAGAUAUAAUGCAAUUUAUAAUUUUUGUGCAAAAUUUUGGAAUCGUGGUGAACCAAUUAAACUAGAAAGUCAUUUAGCAAAUCAUUGUACAAAGGCAGAUUCAAGCACUAUUAGACAUUUUCUUACUAAAAUUCUUUCUGAUAAUUCUGAAAAAAAUAAAUCUAAUAAAAAAAGAAAAAGCAAUACUUAUGGAAAGCUUGAUCAAUAUGUUAGUAUAAUAGAAUUAGAUCAACAAAAAAUUAAAAGAAUUCAUCAUGCUUGGGCUAGAGCUUUUGCUAUUUGUGGAAUUUCUUGGAAUAUUAUUGAAAAUCCUUUUUUUAUUGAAGCUUUAAAAGAAACAAACUUAUCUUAUAAGCCACCAACACAAUUAAGAUUAUUAAUAGAACAAAUGAAUAUUACUGGUGGAAGUCUUAAAAAUUAUUCUAAAACUAGAUGGACAACUGCAAGUGAAACUAUUGAAAGUGUUUUAAAUUUAGAAAAAGUUUUAAAAAAG